CCCGUAGGCGCAUUCGCUCGCACGCUUCGUACAAAGCGGACUCACACGAGAGGGAUCCGUUGUCAUCCUCAGCGUAGCCGCCAGCCGCCGUUGUUGUUGUCGUUGCUGUUGAGUUGCAUCCGAGAACCGCAAGGAUCGAAGAAAAGGGAAGACCAAGAAGAAAGACAAACGUCGGAGAAUCUUCAAGCUCGAAGAAAGAAGUUAACCGAUCGAAAAAGGAAUUUUAAUAUCGUCCUUCUCCCUUUGGUGAUCCUUCCGGCUAGUUUGCUCACGUAGACAGCAGUGAAAAGCUCAGGCAGUCCUCGUUGCGCACGUACUUACGGUACUAUCCGAGCAACGAAAACCGAGAGACCGGCGACCCGAGAAUUAUCGGACGCUUGAAGAGUUUUCGCAAGGAAGAGCGAUACGGCGGAUAUGAUGGCUGUCGCAGCGGCGCAAAAGAAUCGAGAAAUGUUUGCUAUCAAGAAGUCCUACAGCAUCGAGAAUGGUUAUCCCGCAAGACGACGAUCCCUUGUGGACGAUGCUCGUUUUGAAUCUUUGGUUGUGAAGCAGACGAAGCAGACUGUUUUGGAAGAGGCUCGUCAACGAACUAAUGAUCCGUUAGUUGAUUCGGAACUAGACCAUCAGACGGAGAUCAUGUCGUCCAGCGAUGACGAGCAAGUGGAGACAUUGGCUUGCGCAGCUAAAGAUGGAGAAGCGAGAGCGGAGGUUUCAUCGGACAGCGACGCUAAGCCAGAUGAUUACGAUGAUGACGCAGGAUUAACGGAAGAAGAAGUGGUGCUGAUGAGGACUAUCCAAGAGAGUCCAGAAAGCGAGCACACCGUGCAGAAAGCUGCGCUUGUUCUGCGCCUGCGCGAAGGAAUCGGUUCCUUGGCGAGGAUCUUGAAGACGAUCGAGAAUUUCAAAGGUACCGUGACUCACGUCGAGUCCAGACCCUCUAAACGUGAGGGUUUGCAGUUCGACGUCCUGGUCAAGGUAGACAUGACCAAGCAGAGCCUGCUGCAGCUGAUCAGGAAUCUUCGUCAAAGCUCCGCGUUGGACGGUGUCACACUGCUGGCGGAUAACUCCGUCAGCAUCAAGGAUCCGUGGUUCCCGCGUCAUGCGUCUGAUCUCGAUAACUGCAACCAUCUGAUGACCAAAUACGAGCCGGACCUUGACAUGAACCAUCCCGGCUUCGCUGACAAGGAAUAUCGCGCUCGCAGGAAAGUGAUCGCUGAAAUUGCCUUUGCUUACAAGUAUGGUGACGUGAUACCCAGCAUUCCUUACACCGAGACGGAAAACGAGACGUGGAACCGCGUGUUCAACACUAUCGUAGACCUGGUCCCCAAACACGCUUGCAUCGAGUACCAAAGAGUUUUCAAGAGACUGCAAGAAGAGAAGAUCUUCGAAGCUAACCGUAUACCCCAGCUGCAAGAGGUUAGCGACUUCUUGAAGAAGAACACCGGGUUCACUCUGAGACCGGCCGCAGGACUGCUCACAGCUAGGGACUUCUUGUCUAGUCUUGCGUUCAGGGUGUUCCAGAGCACCCAAUAUAUCCGUCACAUCAAGACGCCGUUCCACACGCCUGAACCGGACUGCAUCCACGAACUCUUGGGACACAUGCCAUUAUUGGCUGAUCCAAGCUUCGCCCAGUUCUCCCAAGAAAUCGGUCUUGCCUCGCUCGGUGCUUCAGACGAGGAAAUCGAGAAACUGUCCACUAUCUACUGGUUCACAGUUGAAUUUGGUCUCUGUAAGGAAGGUAAAGAGGUGAAAGCUUACGGCGCCGGUCUUCUGUCGGCUUAUGGAGAGCUGCUUCACGCGCUGAGCGACAAAUGUGAGCACCGACCAUUCGAGCCAGAAACUACGGCGGUCCAAAAAUACCAAGAUCAAGAAUACCAGCCAAUUUACUUCGUCGCGGAAAGUUUCGAGGACGCCAAAGAGAAAUUCCGUCGCUGGGUGGCCACCAUGAGCCGACCUUUCGAAGUGAGAUACGAUCCACACACUCAACGCGUAGAGAUUCUUGACAGCGUGGACAGGUUGGAGAAUCUCAUGUCCCAGAUGAAUAUCGAGAUGACCCACCUCACGAGCGCUCUCAACAAAAUCAAGAAGUCGUUCGCGUAAGACCACUGAGGGACCCAUCCCCAUGACACGAUACGGUUGUUUCUUCCGCGAGUCGUCGAGCUUCUCGAUCGACCUUUGAUGUCGCCUCGAUACGCUUUUACCGAAAGUUACGAUGCUUCUAGUAGGAAUCGCGAAAUUUAAAGUUUGUUCGUUAGAGAUCGACACCUUUCGUUGAACGGAGAAGGCGUAUUUUCAAAGCGGAAGAGAGUUAUGAAUACACGUAUCUCUGAAAAGACGUCAAGGUCUCGAUGGGCUCGGUGAAGCACGUCACUUCACUUGAUCAUCAUUCGUCGUUCGCAUCGAACCGUUCUCACUCUGUGUAUAAAAUCGUCCAUUCGCAUAAUUGUACGCACGUGCGCGUGGUUGAAAUGUUCGGCAAAGUGAAGUUCGAAGUAUGCUCAUAUUUUUUCGUAUUUAGCGCAUUAUAAGAAAAACGUUUAUUCAUUUCGUCUUAUUUAUUAAAUUCUCGCUAACAAAUAUCUGAGCUCUCUAUUUCUUGAACGGGAAGAAAGUUAUUUAUGAACUCUACGCGGUCGUGUAUUAUAUUGCUCUCAGUAAUCAAUUAUUGCAGAGUUGCCAUUUUAUAUGACAAAAGUAAAUACCUUGGACUUGAGAAAAGUUUGCGAGCAUCACGUCACGGGUAUAUGCGUAUGCGUUUCAUUGUUAUAUUACGUUAUACAUAGUGCAUUGUAUUCUAUUCCAGUACUUUAUGUUAUUAUUAUUAUUAUUGUCACCAUUAUCUUAGAUGUAGAAUAUUCACAAUUGUGUUGCAAGUUGCUUCGUGUAGGCAAACGAUGGUAUCCACCGCGAUAGUUUGUAACUCGCGUGUCGUCUACACUUAGUUUAGCUGUAUAGUCAGACGAUUAGUAUUACAAGACAAAGUAGGCUCUUUAUUUUUUAGAAGUAUUAACGAACCCAUACAUUUCUUGGGAAACAUGCUCAUUUGUAUUAGUUAAAGGAUCGUCUUUGACAAUCGGGAAUUCCAUGUUUCGAGUGUCUUCGUGUAUCUGUGUAUUUUAUCCGAAUUAUCCGUCUGAUAGUGGAGACAUGUCAAUAAAGAAGCGUGUUGUUUCCCGAGAAACUUGUUACUAUUCACGAAAUUUGCUUCGAUAACGAAGUGACAAUGUGUUAUAUUAGAAACGCACUGUUUAGCGUGUAGUGCGAGUCCUUGCUUGUGCACCCUGCACUUUUUUCCCGUCGCUAACUCGUACCAAAUAUCUUUCCUCCAAGUUGGUAUUAACACGCGCGCCGUGUUCACGCUUGCUCAGCCGUAGGAAACUGUCGGUGCGCGUAUACUAGAUUUCCUUUGUAUAAUAUUGUAUAGUACUCAGAGCAUAAUAAAAAUCUAAGAUAUGAAUCUUAAAUAUUGCCUUUUCUUCCAAAUGAAAUUUGGUUCCCUCGUUUUACUGAUCCGGUCAUAUAGGAUGUCCUGUGCACAAUGGUUCGACCAUCAAGGG
Molecule: messenger RNA, 3557 nt
Organism: Nomia melanderi (Alkali bee)
Lineage: Eukaryota; Metazoa; Arthropoda; Insecta; Hymenoptera; Halictidae
Gene: ple
Product: tyrosine hydroxylase ple
Biological process (GO): dopamine biosynthetic process from tyrosine
Cellular component (GO): perikaryon; cytoplasm; axon
Molecular function (GO): tyrosine 3-monooxygenase activity; iron ion binding
Source: RefSeq, a predicted model, not a curated record